Aspergillus alliaceus is the source of this 2246-nucleotide messenger RNA. RefSeq names its product putative aldehyde dehydrogenase. The transcript is spliced from 4 exons. The coding region runs from base 487 to 1977 and encodes 496 amino acids. Gene Ontology annotation, molecular function: aldehyde dehydrogenase (NAD+) activity. Lineage: Eukaryota; Fungi; Ascomycota; Eurotiomycetes; Eurotiales; Aspergillaceae. The record is from RefSeq and is a predicted model, not a curated record.
AAGAACAAAUACCACCAGGCCCGUCCAAGAUGACAGCUCGCGCCCAUAGUCCUAUUUUCUUCAAGCUUACCUCAACCCGCAACGCUCCACUCUGAUAACCCUAAAUCCUCGCUGAACAUGAGAAGCGACAAAAAGAUCCCAUUGGUAUAUUUAUCUAGACUCCCCUUAACCGGCCACACUACCCACACGGGAAGCUAUACACGAAGUGACUCCAUACCUCUUAACCACUUCCAUACUACAAAGGCCGUGACUUGAGCCAAAUAAAACGGCGGACUGUCAAUUAGCCCCAUAACCCAACGUCUAGUGCUGCCGAUCUAAAUUCGCCGGUCGGGAUGUUCUCGGCAUUAGACCGCGGAACGGUACCGCACCCCCUAUAGAGAAAACAGAUAUACCAUGGCGUGGUCGACUAUAAAACCCACAGUACAUUUGUGAUUGUGCGGUGUAACAUACAAAGAUAUUGUACGUGAUUUUAAUAUUCUAGCAAUUAUGGCUUCUAUCAUUGUGAGCGGUGCCGCUGGGCGCCAGAUUCAAGUCCCGACCGGUCUCUUCAUCCACAACGCCUUCGUUUCUUCCACUACAGGCCAGACCCUGGUCGUCGAAAACCCUUCCACCGGCGAAUCCCUCGGAACUAUUUCUGCCGCCUCUCCCAAUGAUGUUGAUAAGGCUGUCGAGUCGGCCACAAUUGGCUUCAACACCUGGAAAAACACGCCCGGCCCGGCCCGCGCCAAGCUUCUCCUGAAACUGGCCGAUCUAAUCGAGCGAGAUGCAGAAGACUUCGCAUCCCUCGAGGCCGUCGACGCCGGCGUCCUGUAUACCGACAGCAAGGGAAUGAAUAUCCCGCAGGCCGUCGGUAACCUCCGGUAUUACGCUGGUUGGGCUGAUAAGAUCGAUGGGAAGACCUUGGCAAUGGAAGGUGGUGUCGCUUUCACUUAUCGCGAGCCAUUGGGUGUCUGUGGGGCUAUCGUACCCUGGAAUGCACCUCUGAUGAUCACAAUUUGGAAGCUGGCUCCGGCACUUGCAACCGGCAACUCGCUCAUCAUCAAACCCUCCGAGCUAUCUCCGCUCUACGCCCAGAAGCUCGCUCUCCUCAUCCAGGAAGCUGGUUUCCCUGCAGGUGUGGUGAACAUUAUCGCCGGAGACGGCGCAUCGGCCGGUAGGGCUCUGGCGGAGCACAUGACCGUACGGAAGAUCUCCUUCACGGGAUCUAGUGCUACGGGCCGACAGAUCUUGAAGACCGCAGCUUCAACGAAUCUGAAGCGAGUGAAUCUCGAGCUUGGUGGCAAGGGUCCGUCGAUAGUCUUCGACGACUGUGAUUUGGAUAAUGCAUUGCUGUGGACCAGAAUCGGUAUCACGGCUAACAAUGGACAGAUUUGCGCGGCUGGAUCCCGUAUCUACGUCCAGAAGAGUAUCUACGAGAAGUUCCUGGAGGCGUACAAGAAGAUGGCCGAGGGUAGUCCGUCGGUGAUUGGUAAUGCCCUUGAUCCUGCCACUAACAAGGGUCCAAUUGUGAGCUCGACGCAGCACAAGAAGAUUCUCUCGUAUAUUGAGCAGGGAAAGCAAUGUGGGGCCCGGCUCUUGUUUGGAGGUGAGAAGGUUGGAGAUAAGGGAUACUUUGUUGAGAACACCGCGUUUGCCGAUGUUUCUGAAGACGCGACGAUCAUGAAGGAGGAGAUCUUCGGUCCUGUCGCGAGUAUCGCGCCUUUCGAGACGGAAGAAGAAGUUAUCGCCAAGGCCAACAAUACCCUGCACGGCCUCAGUGCGGCAAUCUUCACGAAUGAUAUCAGUCGCGCCCAUCGUGUUACAGCCGCCCUGGAGUCCGGCCAAGUCACCGUGAACGCCUGGGCGAUGCUUAGCCCGAACGCACCCUUCGGAGGUGUGAAGGAGAGUGGCUUCGGACGUGACAUGGGUGAGGAGGCCCUCGAAGGAUGGACUUCAGUCAAGACUGUCAAGUAUGCCAUCUUUCCUCCGAAACUUUAGAUCGCGACGCCCUACAUAUUGAGGCCUUAGCGUAGCCUAAAGAUCGGUCACCGAUGAAGCAAGAUACCCAAUAAAGUUGAAUAAACGAGAUUCUUUAGGUUGGACACAGUAUUCCACGAAUGGGAAAAUAAGCACUAGACACGGAUCUGAAUCCUAAAGAAUAAGGAUGCUGCAUAUUAUGCAUAUUUAAUCUAGCGGAUACGAGACCCUACUGCUUUAGCGCCCAAAUGGGCAGCACACGGUACACCGGCGAGCGAUCCUAGCGUAAC